AUGGCUGGAUCAGGGAAGAGAGCCAUGCCUGAUAGGAAAUCCGUUCAGCCUGCUAAGAAGAGAAAGGGAGGUGGCCAAUGGCAGAAACACCAACAAGGCAAUAAGUCGGGCAUUGAGGGAGGCGACUGGGGAGUCUUCGUGUCGUGCGACUUGGGAAAGGAAGGAAAGUGUAUGGCAGAGGUAGUGGACGUUUUCUCGCAGAGUGUGGAGUCGUCCAGCAGUGACAGUCAUGGAGACAAGCCCGACUCGGAUGAGGAGGAUGAGGAUGAUGACAUCGAGGCCCUGAUCAGAAAAGAGGUCGAAGGACUGAAGCCCAGUGCGAGCAAGUCGCGCCCGUUUCAUGCCAUCAGAAUGGAUUUGCCGUGUCUGUUGUUUGUGCGAUUUGACAAAUCCAUCAAUCCAGAGGAAAUGGUACAUAAACUUUGCUUAGACGCAGCUGCCAACCCUGAAAAGAAGCGAUCUCGAUACAUCCAACGCAUGACACCUGCAAUUUCCGUUCGCAAAACUCUCAGUGUCGACCUGGAGUCUUUUGCACGGGAAGUCCUCAAACCGCAUUUCCAUUCCGGGGGGCCUCCCAAGAAGUACGCAAUUCGGCCUGUUGUGCGAAGCAACAAGAAGUUCAAUCGCGACAUAGUCAUCAAGACUGUUGCAGAUGUCGUGGGGCCCGAGCAUCCUGUUGAUCUCAAGAACUAUGACUUGAUCAUCCUCGUCACCGUUAUCCAGAAUGUCAUUGGCAUGAGUGUUGCCGGAAGCGACUACGAUCGGUUAAAGAAGUAUAACCUGGCCGAGUUAUACAGUCCAGCAGCUACGUCAGAGGCAGAGGCCGCUGAAUCUACGAAGGACUAA
Aspergillus luchuensis is the source of this 846-nucleotide messenger RNA. Its product is annotated as THUMP domain-containing protein. The record is from RefSeq and is a predicted model, not a curated record. Bases 1 to 846 code for a protein of 281 amino acids. The transcript is spliced from 6 exons. NCBI's taxonomy places the organism in Eukaryota, Fungi, Ascomycota, Eurotiomycetes, Eurotiales, Aspergillaceae. Gene Ontology annotation, biological process: tRNA modification. Gene Ontology annotation, molecular function: RNA binding.